AUGUGUACCUACCUGUGUGAGGAUCUGUCUCCUCUGUCUCCUCUGUCUCCUCUGUCUCCUCUGUCUCCUCAGUCUACCCAGUCUACCCAGUCUCCUCUGUCUCCUCUGUCUCCUCUGUCUACCCAGUCUCCUCUGUCUCCUCUGUCUCCUCAGUCUCCUCUGUCUCCUCUGUCUCCUCUGUCUCCUCAGUCUCCUCUCCCUUUGUGUCCUCUGUCUCUAUAUUUCCUCUUCCUCGGUCUCCUCAGUCUCCUCUGUCUCUUCUAUGUCCUCUUCUUCAGUCUUCUCAGUCUCCUCUGUCUCUUCUGUCUCCUCCCCCUCAGUCCCCUCAUGUCUCCGCUGUCUCCCCUGUGUCCUUUCUAUCGCUCAGGUUCUUACUCUUUUGGUGGAUGUAGUUUCCAUGGCAACAUUUACAUAAGCACUUUCCUCAACCCACUGCCUCAGAUUGUAAAACAGUCACAGGUCAAGGCAGCACGAUGGGAGCACCGCACACGCCGCCUCUCUGCUCUGUGUGGAAGUCCGUAUGUGGCCUGUUACAGUCUGGGCUUCACCAUCCUCCUGCUAAACGUGUGUCGCAGCCACAGCAUGACGGUGGCCAUGAAGAGCCAACCCCGCUGUGAGGCCCUGGAGCGGCCGGAGGUCUACUACACAGGGGUGGUCCUCAUGGUGGGGGGCACUGUGCUGGUAGUCUCCAGUUUCUUAGCUCUGGGCUUCACUGGAACCUUCCUCGGUGAUUACUUUGGGAUCCUGAUGGAGGAGAAAGUCACAUGUUUCCCCUUUAACCUGAUGGAAAACCCCAUGUAUUGGGGCAGCACGGCCAACUACCUCGGGUUAGCGCUGAUAGGUUCCAGUCCUGUGGGUCUGGUCCUGACGGCUGCUGUGGCUCUGACCUACAAGGUGGCUAUACACUAUGAAGGAGCAUUCACAGAGCACAUCUAUCAGGACAGAAGUCGGCGAAACAAACAGCAGUAA
Molecule: messenger RNA, 969 nt
Organism: Knipowitschia caucasica
Lineage: Eukaryota; Metazoa; Chordata; Actinopteri; Gobiiformes; Gobiidae
Source: the annotation of a GenBank genome assembly